Molecule: messenger RNA, 1738 nt
Organism: Onychostoma macrolepis
Lineage: Eukaryota; Metazoa; Chordata; Actinopteri; Cypriniformes; Cyprinidae
Gene: ccnp
Product: cyclin P
Exons: 9
Coding region: 108-1304 (398 amino acids)
Biological process (GO): regulation of cyclin-dependent protein serine/threonine kinase activity; mitotic cell cycle phase transition
Cellular component (GO): cytoplasm; centrosome; nucleus
Molecular function (GO): cyclin-dependent protein serine/threonine kinase regulator activity
Source: RefSeq, a predicted model, not a curated record
AAUUAGUAAGCUUUAUUAGUACCACUGGUGUUAAUUAGCUGAUGGUAUGUGCCAGUGUACAGCUGCAGAUUCAGCGUGUGCAGGUAGCUGCAGUGUCCAGGUGAAUCAUGGCUCGAACUGGGUUUUGUGAUUCCAGGCAACUGUUGGACCUCCAUAUGACUGACGACAGACUAGCGCCCCUGCGGACGCGGGCAAACUCCUGUGUUCUGAGGGAGCGCAAGGUGUUUGCUGAAGGAGAGGAGGUGGGACCCGGGCAGCACUACAAACCUGCACAGGAGAGUCGAUGGGUCCGAAGGAUUCCCAUAUCUGCAGAGGAUGGGAUCAUAAUGGACUACGCUCCACAGGAUGAGUCAGGACCUUCAGAUGUCUAUGAAGAGGAGGCUUUGGUGAAGUAUCUGAACAGGUUGCCAGGUCCAACUAGUCUGCGAGAACUGAUGCCUGAGCUUCUGCGCAGAGAAGUGGAAGUAGCCAUCAGUAAGCUGGGGCUCCUCUAUGACAAGACCUACGCAUGGGACAUCUUUUCAGACAUGAUGAGAAGUCAGCUACUAUGUACUCUCCCAAACGCUGACCUGCCCAAGCAUUUCAGUGACACUACGAGAGCUAUCUUGGUGGACUGGCUAAUUCAAGUCCAUGAAGUGUUUCAGUUCUCCGAGGAAACGUUGUAUCUGGGAGUUCACCUGUUGAAUCGAGCACUAAGGCUCGUCAAAGUGUCCAUCUCUGGCCUGCAGUUACUGGGUGUGGUUUGCCUUUUUCUGGCUGCUAAAAAAGAGGAAUGUCUGUUACCAGAGGUGUCAGAGCUCUGCUAUCUGAUGGAAAACGCCUACAGUAAGAAACAACUGCUGCGGAUGGAAAGGAGGGUUUUAACUGGGCUCAAGUUUGAUCUCUAUCACUGUCCCCCUCUUCAUUUUCUUCUCAUCUCGGCUUCCAUUGCAUGCUGCAGUGACAAGGUGGUCUGGAUGGCACGAUACCUGUUGGAGCUCUCGCUGUUGGAGGGGCAGUGUGUGGUGUAUCUGCCCGCCCAGCUGGCAAGUGCUGCCCUCCGUCUGGCCCGCAGGAUCCUGCAGGAGGCACCCUCUCCUGAUGGAGAAAUGGCCUGGUGCAUUGCCUCUAGUAUCCACAUAGGAAGCGAAGCAACUCUCCUCAGUAUAGUGCAGAUCAUGGCCACGGCCGCAGCGAGAGCACAUGCUCGUGAGACCCGUGCCACUUUCAUCAAGUUCUCCACUAUACAAACCCUUCAUGUCAGCAUGCACCCUGCCCUGAAAGCCGCCCCUGGCCUACUGGGCCUGUCGUGCCCUCCGACGUGAUGCUCUCUAAACACCAGUGAGGAGGCCAAAUGGAGCUGGAAAUGUUCAGGACGGCUGCAUAGCACUGCUACUCUAGGGAGGGAAAGAAAUGCUGAAUAUGGCCAGUCAGGAGGAUUGUGUUGCACUGGACAUCAAUGAACAUUAAAAUGCCUCUGUUGGAGAGCUGAAAACUCAAUUUGUACUGAAUUGUUUUCUGUAACUUUUUAUAGUAGUCUUAAGUCAUUGGAUGUAAAAGGAUAAAGAAAAAGUGUAUUUAUGUAUUUUGUAGCUUUUAAGUGUUUAUCAAUGCUAUGGUGAAAAAUGUAUAUACUGGAAUAUGGUGUCUUAUGAAAUUAAAGCACUUUGAAACAUGUAGUUUUUAAGUGUUUUUGCAAAUUUGGGAUUUCCAAGUAUAUUUUAAGAUUGUGAAAAAUAAAAAUGAUCUGUCUUCACAA